Messenger RNA from Megalobrama amblycephala (Wuchang bream), 3324 nucleotides. RefSeq names its product tripartite motif-containing protein 16-like. The coding region runs from base 961 to 2652 and encodes 563 amino acids. NCBI's taxonomy places the organism in Eukaryota, Metazoa, Chordata, Actinopteri, Cypriniformes, Xenocyprididae. Gene Ontology annotation, molecular function: protein binding; zinc ion binding. The transcript is spliced from 6 exons. The record is from RefSeq and is a predicted model, not a curated record.
CGAUUCCUAAACCCUGGGUUUAGGAAUGUAUAGUGUGAAACGUCAUCUUAUGAAUACCCGGGAUUAAUUUUGACCCCGGGUAAAUUAUGAGAAUGUGAAACGUGAAACAAGAUAACGAGGAUUCCGUUUAUCCGGGGUUUAGAAUGACCCUGGGUUAACUAUUUCUAGUGUGAAAAGCCCAAUUAAAACCGAUGAAAACCCAAAUUAAGAAACAUGUCAGCUUAAAUCUUGAUUAUUUUUAGCUGUUUUAACUUAUUUUAAAAUUUUGUACAUUUGUUCAUAUUAACUGAAUGCCUUAGAAUACAGAUGUCUUUUUAAAGAAGACACUGGGCAGAUUAUUGCUGAUGUGAAAGCACUGUACUAACAUUUUUUAUAUAUAAAAUAUAUAUUUUUUUAAAUUAUUUGGACUCUGACUUGGCCAUAACCAAGUUGUGCUCCAAAUUGUUAUCACAAAAAUGUAGUUAUUUAGACGUUAUAAAAAUAUCUAUACCGGGUGACACUAACAAUUUGUUUUGUGAAGGGUGCACCUAUGCAGUAAAUUUUGUAAUAUGAAACAUAGGCCUACUCCUAGGGGAAGAAGCCCAUUUUAAAACGGUUUUCACAGGAUGUGAAAGAAUAAGUGUUUAAGCUUUCGUAUAAUGGUCUACCUAAUUUAUGACGAUUGCUAAAAUAUAUGAUAAAAAGGCAAUUAACAAAAAGUGCACCCUGUGUCCUGCUAGUGGGACACUGACAGUUAACAGGUUAAAAUCAAUAACAUGCAUUUAGAAAAUAGAUAGGGUUACUUUUCGACAGUUUCUGGAUGAUACUGACACCUAGUGGACAUAAUAUAUGAGUUUACAGACACGCAUUUUUUGCACACGUCUCUCAAACACAGAAACAGGAAACUCAGUUAAAAGAAACAAAAACUAAUUUGUUGUGAAGCUGUUGUAUGUCUUUCUUUAUUGUUGUACAUGCAGUGAAAUGGCUGAAGCCAGUGUUUCAGAGGAGCAGUUCAUCUGUGCAGUGUGUCUGGAUGUUCUGAAGGAUCCAGUGGCCAUUCCUUGUGGACACAAUUACUGUAUGAGCUGUAUUACAGACUGCUGGGAUCAAGAGGAUCAGAAGAGAGACUAUGGAGAGUCUAUAGUCUAUAGCUGCCCUCAAUGCAGAAACACCUUCAGUCCAAGACCUAGUUUAGCUAAAAACACCAUGCUGGCUGAAGUGGUGGAGAAACUGAAGAAAACCAAAGUCCAACAAACCAAACUCAAAGCUGCUGUUCCUGCUUCUCCUGGAGAUGUGGAAUGUGACGUUUGUACUGGAAGAAAACACAAAGCUGUCAAGUCCUGUCUGGUGUGUCUGGAAUCUUACUGUCAAACUCAUUUUGAGCGUCAUGAAGAGUUUCGCUCAGGAAAACCACACAAAGUGACUGAUGCCACUGGACGACUGCAGCAGAUGAUCUGCCAUCAACAUGAUAUGCCUCGAUUGGUUUUCUGCCGUACUGACCAGCAAUCCAUCUGCAUGCUGUGUGCAAUGGAUGAACAUAAAAACCAUGACACUGUAUCAACUGCAGCAGAGAGAGCUGAGAAAGAGAAACACUUGAAGGAGACACAGAGGAUAAUCCAACAGAGAAUCCAGCAGAGACAGAAAGAUCUUCAGCAGCUGAGAGAUGCUGUGGAGUCUCAUAAGCGCUCUGCACAAACAGCAGUGAAGGACAGUGAGAGAAUCUUUACAGAACUGAUCCGCUCCAUUGAGAGAAGCCGCUUUGAGGUGACAGAGCGGAUCAGAGAUCAGGAAAAGGCUGCAGUGAGUCGAGCUGAAGGACAACUGGAGCAACUGAAGCAGGAGAUUGAUGAUCUGAAGAGGAGAAACACUGAGCUGGAGCAGCUUUCACACACAGACGAUCACAUCCAUUUCCUUCAGAUCAUUUGCAGAUUUUUCUGUGUAAUGUAUUCCUGUAGUCUUCAGUCUCUCUCAGCUCCUCCUGAAUCCACAGACAACAUCUCUGUCAGUUUCCUCUUUUCUUUUGAUGGAGUGAAAGAAUCUGUCUGUCAGCUGAAACAGAAACUGGAGGAUUUUUGCAAAGAGGAGAUGAAAAAUAUAUCUGUCACACACAGUAACAUUGUUCCCAGGACCAGAGAUGACUUCCUACACUAUUCCCAUCAGCUCACUCUGGAUCCAAACACAGUGCAUAAAAACCUCUGUCUGUCUGAAGGGAACAGAGUGGCUACUUUCACUUACACACUCCAGCCGCAUCCUGAUCAUCCAGACAGAUUGAUGGAUGUUUUCAGGUGUUGUGUAGACAGAGUGUAUGGAUGCUGUUACUGGGAGGUUGAGUGGAGUGGGAGUCGUGGUGUGGGUAUAUCGUUGUCAUAUGAGAAGAUCAGCAGGAAGGGAAUUGAAGAUGAGUGUGAAUUUGGAUUUAAUGAUCAUUCCUGGUGUUUGUCCUGCUCUUCCUCCAGUUUCUCAUUCUGGCACAAUAAUAAAAAGACUAAACUCCCUGUACCCUCCAGUUCCAGGAGGAUAGGAGUAUAUGUGGAUCACAGUGCAGGAACUCUAUCCUUCUACAAUGUCUCUGACUCAAUGAGCCUCAUCCACAGCAUCCAGACCACAUUCACUCAGCCUCUAUAUCCUGGGUUUGUGGUUUGUCGUCAAUCAUCAGCAAAACUGUUAAUGUAGAUUAUAAUGUAGAUUAUGUAGAUUAUAGAGAGUUUACACAUUGUACUGUUAUAUGCCAACUUUGAGCUGUAUGAUAAAUCAGAACAUGCUUACAUUUAUUAAUUUAGACAUGACUUACCAAUGAGAAACCGUAAGAUGUUUUGGGUUCUUCUAUUUUCUAACAAAACUACAGCUGAACUUCUGUCAUUGACCGUAACAUGUAUGCUAUACUAUAACAGAGUAAAGACUUUCUAAGCUACUAAAUGUUAAAAUCUCAAUCACUUUGUGUUCGGGAGUCCCAACUGAGUCCCAAACAAAGUGUGACAGAACAAUAUUGGCAAAAAAGACUGGAAAAUAUCCUCAGAUGCAGAAUGGGUUUAUACUUUUAAAGAAUCUUUUGGGCAGGGAUUUGACAGGAUACUGUUGUUCUAAGGAGAUCACUUGAAACAACUGUGUUAUCAUUACACAUUCAGGACCUUUGAUGCAAGAUGUUUUUGGAACAUUAUGUAAAUCUGCAUUUUAAUAAGUAUUUUGUUAAUCUGAUGAUUAUCCAGAGAAAUGAGAUGUACCUUAGCCAAAUUUUAAGUGUCAUAGAAAAGGGUCUAAAUACUUAUCAAUGUGGUAUCUGAUUUUUGCUUUGUCAUUAUGUGGUACAGAAUGUAGAUUGAUGCAAAAUAAAAUGUGGAAAAUAAA